Molecule: messenger RNA, 2360 nt
Organism: Oncorhynchus tshawytscha (Chinook salmon)
Lineage: Eukaryota; Metazoa; Chordata; Actinopteri; Salmoniformes; Salmonidae
Product: mothers against decapentaplegic homolog 4
Exons: 11
Coding region: 682-2211 (509 amino acids)
Biological process (GO): cell differentiation; regulation of transcription by RNA polymerase II; SMAD protein signal transduction
Cellular component (GO): heteromeric SMAD protein complex
Molecular function (GO): I-SMAD binding; DNA-binding transcription factor activity, RNA polymerase II-specific; RNA polymerase II cis-regulatory region sequence-specific DNA binding
Source: RefSeq, a predicted model, not a curated record
AGUAGGACACGUGACAUUCCGGCAAUUUGAGAAAAAAAAAAACUAUAUUCGGAGUUGUCUAUAAUGCAUAUUUAUGAAAGGAUGCUUGUAGCAUUCUCUAUUGAAUAGAGGCCAUUGACGUCAGAAACCCUCGUCGAAUAUUUAAAUAAUAAGAUUACAAUAAUGAGAUAAUCCACCAAUCCGAAGAAAGGAUAGGCGGGAGCGACACAUCCCGCGGUACCGUUUUGUGGACAACGAGUUCCAUUGUUAGGGCGGAGAGACGAGCAUCUUGUCAGAAUAUCCAUGAUCUUUGGAAGCGCUGAUACAAAGCCGUGAUUUGUUCUCCAACGUUUAUUUUGAUAUUCAAAUGAUUUCCCUACGUUAUUUUAAAUGACCAAAGAAACAUUUAGGAUAAACGAAGAAGUACGGUUGAUCAGUACAGUUCUAGCGCAAACGCAAGAACGGAAUAUCCCGGCCCCGUAUGCAGGAACCCUCAAUUCUCGAAGCAGUGCGACAAUCAUUUAAUUUUGUAUUGGGAUGCCUUGGUGGACUUCAACUUGGGCAAUUGGACUGGAGGGGACACCCUCUCAUAGCUUAAUCUUUCUGCGCCAUACAGUAAGAAACAACAACAUUUUAUAGUUGGGACAAAGUAUUUAUUCCCUACAGAACGAUACGGAGCGGCAUACACUAGUGGUUCUCAGGAUGUCUAUCACCAACACGCCUUCGAGUAAUGAUGCUUGCCUGAGCAUUGUACACAGCUUGAUGUGUCACAGGCAAGGGGGAGAGAGCGAGACCUUUGCCAAGCGGGCAAUAGAAAGCCUGGUGAAAAAGCUGAAGGAGAAGAAGGAUGAACUGGACUCCCUAAUCACAGCCAUCACCACCAAUGGAGCUCAUCCCAGCAAGUGUGUCACCAUUGGGCGGACUCUGGAUGGCCGUUUGCAGGUGGCAGGGCGGAAAGGGUUUCCCCACGUGAUCUACACUCGGUUGUGGAGAUGGCCUGAUCUGCAUAAAAAUGAACUGAAACAUGUGAAAUAUUGCCAGUUUGCGUUUGACCUGAAGUGUGACAGCGUUUGCGUGAACCCAUACCACUACGACCGGGUGGUGUCUCCAGGUAUUGAUCUAUCAAGUUUGCAACUUACCAGCUCAGCUCCAAGCCUGGGACUGAUGGUUAAAGAUGAAUACGACUUUGAUGGCCAGGCCCCACUGCCCACCAUGGACGGGGGUCACUCCCUCCAGACCAUUCAGCACCCCCCCUCUAGCCGAGGUGGGCCACCCUCAGAGCCCUUCGGCACCCCUGGCCUGCUGUCCCCCUCUGAUGCCAGCACCGCCUCCACCUCCGCCUUCCCCAGCAUCUCUGUCGGAUCAGGAAAUGCCACCUCCACCUGGACUAGAAAUAGCAGCUUCACGCCCAACAUGCCUCACCAUCAGAAUGGGCACCUGCAACACCACCCACCCAUGCCUCCUCCAGGACAUUACUGGCCUGUGCACAACGAGCUUGGCUUCCAGCCACCCAUAUCCAACCAUCCAGCGCCCGACUACUGGUGUUCCAUCGCCUACUUUGAGAUGGACGUGCAGGUGGGCGAGACCUUCAAGGUGCCCUCCACUGGCCCCGUCGUGACGGUGGAUGGCUAUGUGGACCCGUCUGGGGGAGACCGCUUCUGUCUAGGCCAGCUGAGCAACGUGCACCGGACCGAGGCCAUCGAAAGAGCCAGGCUCCACAUCGGUAAGGGGAUCCAGUUGGAGGGUAAAGGUGAAGGGGACGUGUGGGUACGCUGCCUCAGCGACCACGCUGUGUUCGUGCAGAGCUAUUACCUGGACCGGGAAGCCGGCCGCGCCCCUGGUGACGCCGUGCACAAGAUCUACCCCAGCGCCUACAUCAAGGUGUUUGACCUGCGUCAGUGCCACAGGCAGAUGCAGCAGCAGGCAGCGACGGCGCAGGCGGCAGCCGCGGCUCAGGCAGCCGCCGUGGCUGGGAACAUCCCUGGGCCGGGCUCUGUGGGAGGCAUCGCUCCUGCCAUCAGCCUUUCAGCUGCUGCCGGCAUCGGAGUGGACGACCUGAGGAGACUGUGCAUCCUGCGCAUGAGCUUCGUCAAGGGCUGGGGUCCCGACUACCCCCGGACGAGCAUCAAGGAGACCCCGUGCUGGAUUGAGAUCCACCUACACCGGGCCCUCCAGCUACUGGACGAGGUGCUGCACACCAUGCCAAUCGGUGACCCCCAGCCCCUGGACUGAACCACCAGCCUGACCCCUCCACUGUGAGACUUCAGUAUGACAGACCUUGGAAUGAGGUGGUAGGUAGAACAGGAAAGACACCCCGGUUUACCGCUUCAAGGAAGCAAAGACUUUUCUCUCUGUGGGUCGUUCCUCUUUCUCUUUGCCUU